AUGAACCCCCCAGAUCUCCUCUUCGGACUAUCCGGCUUUACAACACUGGACGCAGCCACUGUCCUCCAAGCCAUCCAAGAGACUUGGGCGCAAGACAAGACCUACAACCGCAUAGAAAGCUUCUUCUCUAAAUGCGGGCUACCUGAUGAUGAGAUGAUCUACAAAGCUACCAGGGACUUCAUUGUGUCUUGCCGAGCCGAGACCCUCAAUUUCAAGUUACCUGGAGGACUCUCAGUCCCAUGCUUCAACAUUUUCGCUACGAGUCCCACCAACGACGCGAAAACAUGGACUGACCUCAGACUCUACCUUAGCUCCCUCAUUUACCCCACCAACCUGGACGGCUGCGGAGUCGCUACAGCGCUCUUCGCAUGCCAAAUAUGCCAUUCUCUCACGCACCCUCGCGGCUUGUGCCCUUUCCCCCUCACUCCAAACUGGAACGGCCCGAAGGAAGAGGUAGAGGUGGCAGACAGGGGCGAAGCACCUAACAAGAUCCUCCCGAGCAUCCAAGUAUAUAACCUGACGAAUGCAUUACAUAUGCAGCCGAGAACCACCACCACCAUUACAUACACCUCCCCCUCCUCAGUUUUUGCCUUAGACAGAGCACAUACAUCAUAUAACCCUACCUACCCAGCCUUCCUCGUCAACACGCAAUAA
Messenger RNA from Suillus discolor, 654 nucleotides. RefSeq lists its product as uncharacterized. NCBI's taxonomy places the organism in Eukaryota, Fungi, Basidiomycota, Agaricomycetes, Boletales, Suillaceae. The transcript has 2 exons. The coding region runs from base 1 to 654 and encodes 217 amino acids. The record is from RefSeq and is a predicted model, not a curated record.